AGCUCCAGCACCAGCCCAGCCCCAGCCCAGCCAUGCCGGGCAAACUCGCCGCUCACCUGACCGGUACCCUCUUCUUACAGGACGGCUCUUCUUUCAAAGGCACGUUCUUCGGGGCCAGAGCCUCCGUGUCAGGCGAAGUGGUUUUUCAGACUGGUAUGGUAGGAUACCCAGAAGCCUUGACAGAUCCAUCAUAUAAUUCCCAAAUACUUGUGCUCACGUAUCCAUUGAUAGGGAACUACGGGAUACCACAGGAUGAAGAAGAUGAAUAUGGGCUCAGCAAGUGGUUCGAAUCUACCAAAAUUCAUGUUGCAGCACUGAUUGUGGGUGAAAAUUCCCAAGAUCCCAGUCACUGGAGUUCAGUUCGUUCAUUGGAUCAGUGGCUGAAAGAGCACGGAAUUCCAGCACUAGAAGGAAUCGAUACGAGAAGUUUGACUAAGAAGAUCCGGGAGGAGGGAGUGUUGCUUGGAAAGCUUGUGAUGGAUGGCACGGAUGAGAAGAAACUUGCGUAUGAUGAUCCAAACAAAAGACAUCUGGUCAAAGAGGUCUCCGUAAAGGUGCCCAAAGUGUACAAUCCCUCUGGAGAUGUGAAAAUCAUGGCAGUGGACUGCGGGAUGAAAUACAACCAGAUCAGAUGUCUGUGUAAGAGAGGAGCCAGUGUCACUGUGGUACCAUGGGAUUAUCCUCUUCAUAGUGAAGAAUUUGAUGGGCUGUUUCUCAGUAAUGGGCCUGGAGAUCCUAUGUAUUGUCAGCAAACUGUUGACAAUAUCAAAAAGAUUGUUUCUGAAGAAAAUCCAAAACCGUUAUUUGGAAUUUGUUUGGGUCAUCAGAUCCUUUCCAUAGUGAUUGGAGCCAAAACAUACAAAAUGAAGUAUGGGAAUCGUGGACACAACCAGCCUUGUAUCCAUGAAGAUACACAGCGAUGCUACAUCACCUCUCAGAACCACGGAUUUGCUGUUGAUCCAAAUACUCUACCACACGACUGGUCGGUUCUCUUCACCAAUGCUAAUGACCAGUCCAAUGAGGGAAUAGUUCACAACACAAAACCAUUCUUCAGUGCCCAGUUUCACCCUGAACAUAUGGCAGGACCAACAGACCUGGUCGACCUUUUUGACGUCUUUUUAGAGUGUGUGCGUGAGGCAAAGCUGGGUGGUGAUACAGCCAAAACUGUCAGGGAAAGACUUGUUUCACAGCUUUCCUACAAAAACGGGACAGAAGAUUCUCAAAUACCAUCUCAAAGAAUUCGCCCACAUAAGGUGCUAAUUCUGGGAUCAGGCGGGCUGUCCAUUGGCCAAGCAGGGGAGUUUGACUACUCUGGUUCGCAGGCUAUAAAAGCUCUGAAAGAAGAGAAUGUUCAGUCAGUGCUCAUCAAUCCGAACAUUGCAACAGUACAAACAUCAAAAGGACUCGCAGACAAAGUGUACUUUCUACCCAUUACCCUGGAAUAUGUGACACAGGUCAUUCAGAAUGAGCGUCCAGAUGGAAUCCUGUUGACUUUUGGAGGCCAGACUGCACUGAACUGUGGAGUAGAACUUAAAAAGCAAAGGAUUUUUGAGAAGUAUAAUGUGAGGGUCCUGGGAACCCCAGUCUCUUCUAUUGAGAUGACAGAAGACAGAAAAAAAUUUGUGGAGAAAAUGGCAGAGAUUAAUGAACAUGUUGCACCCAGUGAAGCUGUGUUCUCAUUGGAGCAGGCCCAAGCCGCAGCAGAACGACUGGGUUACCCUGUUUUGAUCCGCGCAGCCUUUGCGCUGGGUGGGCUUGGAUCAGGAUUUGCUGAUAACAAAGAGGAGUUGGGGACCUUGGUGACACAGGCAUUUACACACACAUCUCAGGUUCUGAUUGACAAGUCUUUGAAAGGCUGGAAGGAGAUAGAAUAUGAAGUUGUCAGAGAUGCCUAUGAUAAUUGUAUCACAGUUUGUAACAUGGAAAACAUAGAUCCAUUGGGAAUCCACACAGGAGAAUCGAUAGUUGUUGCACCGAGUCAGACUCUGAAUGACAAGGAGUAUAAUAUGCUGAGAACCACUGCCAUCAAAGUGGUGCGACACUUGGGUAUUGUGGGAGAGUGCAACAUUCAGUAUGCACUGAGCCCUGAAUCUGAACAGUAUUAUAUUAUUGAGGUGAACGCUCGUCUUUCCAGAAGUUCAGCUUUGGCAAGCAAAGCAACUGGUUAUCCACUGGCCUAUGUUGCAGCUAAAUUGGCCCUUGGUAUCCCUUUACCUGUACUAAGAAACUCUGUGACUAAUUCCACAACGGCAAACUUUGAGCCUAGUCUGGAUUACUGUGUAGUGAAAGUACCACGUUGGGAUCUCAGCAAGUUUUUACGUGUUAGCACCAAGAUUGGAAGUUCCAUGAAGAGUGUUGGAGAAGUGAUGGCUAUUGGUCGUAGUUUCGAAGAAGCUUUCCAGAAGGCACUGAGAAUGGUUGAUGAAAACUGUGUGGGGUUUGACCAUACAUUGAAGCCAGCUUCUGAUGAUGAACUGCAAACUCCAACAGAUAAGAGGAUCUUUGUUCUUGCAGCAGCCAUGAGGGCAGGUUAUUCAAUUGAACGCCUAUAUGAAUUGACCAAAAUCAAUCAGUGGUUUCUUAACAAGAUGAAGAACAUUGCCGACCAUGUCCUGACACUAGAGAUGUACAUGCAGGAUGUAGCUACAAUACCUCGCGACGUUCUCCUGAAAGCUAAACGGCUUGGAUUCUCUGAUAAACAGAUAGCAAUGGCCAUACAGAGUACUGAACUGGCAGUGAGACGCUUGCGACAGGAGUGGAAAAUCCUUCCAGUAGUGAAGCAGAUUGAUACGGUCGCAGCUGAAUGGCCUGCCCAAACCAACUAUCUCUAUUUGACCUACAAUGGUGACGUGCAUGACCUGGAAUUUACCAAAUCUCAUGUGAUGGUGAUUGGUUCCGGAGUAUACAGAAUUGGAAGUAGUGUAGAGUUUGACUGGUGUGCUGUUGGGUGUAUCCGAGAGUUGCGCAAGAUGGGCUAUAAAACUAUCAUGGUGAAUUAUAACCCUGAAACGGUCAGUACAGAUUACGACAUGUGUGACCGACUCUAUUUCGAAGAGAUUUCAUUUGAGAUUGUGAUGGAUAUUUAUGAACUGGAAAACCCAGAGGGUAUAAUCUUGUCUAUGGGUGGCCAGUUGCCAAACAAUAUUGCCAUGGCCCUGCAUCGACAACAGUGCCGAAUCCUGGGAACAUCACCAGAGUCCAUUGACUCUGCUGAAAAUCGCUUCAAGUUCUCGCGAAUGUUGGAUUCGAUCGGUAUCAGCCAACCCCUCUGGAAGGAGCUGUCAGACUCCGAGUCCUCCAAGCAGUUUUGCAGCAAAGUUGACUAUCCAUGUCUGGUUCGUCCCUCGUACGUUCUGAGUGGAGUCGCCAUGAACGUUGCUUACUCGGACAAUGAUCUGGAGAAGUUCCUCAGUAGCGCAGUGGCUGUUUCAAAGGAGCACCCAGUUGUCAUCUCCAAAUUCAUACAAGAGGCAAAGGAGAUUGAUGUAGAUGCGGUGGCCUGUGACGGAGUGGUGAUUGCUGUAGCCAUUUCAGAACAUGUAGAGAAUGCAGGUGUCCACUCUGGUGAUGCCACGUUAGUGACGCCACCUCAGGAUCUAAACCAGAAGACAACUGAGAGAAUCAAAGCCAUAGUCCAUGCCAUCGGCCAGGAACUUCAAGUUACUGGACCUUUCAACCUUCAGCUGAUCGCAAAGGAUGACCAGCUGAAAGUGAUCGAGUGCAAUGUGCGAGUGUCACGCUCCUUUCCAUUUGUGUCUAAAACACUUGGCGUUGAUAUGGUCGCCCUGGCCACACAGAUUAUCAUGGGCGAAGAGGUUGAGCCUGUCGGACUAAUGACUGGGACAGGCAUAGUGGGAGUUAAGGUGCCUCAGUUCUCCUUUUCCCGUCUUGCUGGAGCUGACGUUGUCCUGGGAGUAGAGAUGACUAGCACUGGAGAAGUGGCCUGCUUUGGAGAAAAUCGUUAUGAAGCGUACGUCAAGGCCAUGUUAAGCACUGGUUUUAAAAUGCCUAGAAAGAAUAUACUACUUUCUAUUGGUAGCUAUAAGAACAAGAGUGAGCUGCUUUCCACAGUCCGUUCUUUAGAACAACUUGGCUACAGUCUAUACGCUAGUACAGGCACAGCAGACUUUUACACUGAACAUGGGAUUAAGGUCAAGGCAGUGGACUGGCCAUUUGAAGAUUCUGACAAUGGUUGUCCUCUGAGAGAGAAGCAGCGAACCAUUUUGGAUUACCUGGAAGAGAACCACUUUGACAUGGUCAUAAACCUCUCGAUGAGGAACUCGGGAGGAAGGCGCCUUUCUUCCUUUGUUACCAAGGGUUACCGCACUAGGCGAUUGGCUGUAGAUUACUCCGUGCCAUUAAUUAUCGAUAUCAAGUGCACUAAACUGUUUGUUGAGGCCUUGCGUCAAGUUGGGGUUUCUCCUCCAGUGAAGACUCACAUAGAUUCUAUGACCUCUCACAAACUGAUACGCUUGCCAGGAUUGAUUGAUGUCCAUGUGCAUCUUCGUGAGCCUGGUGGGACCCACAAAGAGGACUUUGCCUCUGGCACUGCAGCAGCGCUGGCAGGAGGCAUUACCAUGGUGUGCGCCAUGCCCAACACCAAUCCACCAAUCAUAGAUCAGGCCUCAUUUGCUCUUGUGCAGAAGCUGGCGAUUGCUGGUGCUCGGUGUGAUUUUGCUCUGUAUUUGGGAGCAUCUUCAGAUAAUGCUGCUGUUUUACCAUCGAUCAGCAAUUCUGCUGCUGGGCUGAAGAUGUAUUUAAAUGAUACUUUUUCAACACUCAAAAUGGAUAACAUAUCCUUAUGGAUGGAGCACUUCGAGAAAUGGCCCAAGCACUUACCUAUAGUAGCACACGCUGAGAGGCAGACAGUCGCAGCUAUAUUAAUGGUUGCUCAGUUGUACCAAAGACCAGUUCACAUCUGCCAUGUAGCGAGGAAGGAGGAGAUCCAGGUUAUUCGAGCUGCAAAGCAGAAGGGACUUCAGGUAACCUGUGAAGUGGCCCCACACCACUUGUUCUUGAGUGAGGAGGACCUUGAAUCCAUCGGAAACGGGAGAGGGCAGGUCAGGCCGAUGCUUGGUACUAAAGAAGAUGUUGCAGCUCUCUGGGAAAACCUGGAUAUUAUUGACUGUUUUGCAACUGAUCAUGCUCCGCAUUCUGUUGAAGAGAAGAAUAGUAACUCCCCGCCGCCAGGUUAUCCAGGCCUGGAGACCAUGCUGCCUCUACUGCUCACUGCUGUCAGUGAGGGGAGACUCACCAUUGAAGAUAUUGUUAAACGCCUCUAUGAAAAUCCUCGCAAAAUCUUCUCGUUACCAGUCCAGGAAAACACUUAUGUGGAGGUUGAUUUGGAACAAGAGUGGGUUAUCCCGAGCCACAUGCAGUUCACAAAGUCUAAAUGGACACCAUUUGAAGGAAAGAAAGUCAAAGGAAGAGUCAGGCGGGUUGUAUUGAGAGGCGAAGUGGCCUACAUCGAUGGACAGGUGUUGGUCCCUUCGGGUUAUGGGCAGGAUGUAAGGACGUGGCCUUUAGGUAUGCCGGUACCACCACAACCAUCUACAGUAAAGACACCAGAGCAUUCAAGGCAUCCGACUCAAACAGAAAUAAUCCGAACCAGAGCAGCAAGUCCCCGCAGGAUAGCAGGCGGUGGUCCUGCUGGAGAUGGCAGAUUCCACCUUCCUCCCAGAAUUCAUCGCUCAUCUGAUCCUGGCCUGGCAAAUGCUGAAGGGGAAUACAAGGAAAAAACAGUCAAGAAAUCUACGGAACAAGAUACCAUUGGUCAGGAUGGUUAUAUAUAUCCUCCUCCAGUCUCGAGGCUUCUAUCACCACAGAAUCUUGCAGCACAAGCUCUCCCUCAUCCAUACUCCCCUCUUCUACAUCAUCUUGUUGGGCAGCAUAUUCUGUCGGUCAGACAGUUUACUAAAGACCAGAUGUCCCAUUUGUUCAAUGUUGCUCAUAAUCUUCGUUUGAUGGUGCAGAAAGAUCGUAGCUUGGACAUUCUAAAGGGAAAAGUAAUGGCUUCCAUGUUUUACGAGGCCAGCACAAGAACAAGCAGUUCAUUUGCUGCAGCCAUGCACCGGCUCGGAGGUUCUGUGAUCCACUUUUCAGAAGCUACGUCAUCUGUACAGAAGGGGGAGUCUCUAUUAGACUCUGUCCAGACCAUGAGUUGUUAUGUGGAUGUGGUGGUCCUUCGCCAUCCUCAGCCGGGUGCAGUUGAGCAUGUUGCUAAGCAUUGCCGGAAGCCUAUAAUUAAUGCAGGAGAUGGUGUAGGUGAACACCCUACUCAGGCUUUGCUUGAUAUUUUCACUAUUCGGGAGGAGCUUGGAACUGUGAAUGGAAUGACGAUUACAAUGGUUGGUGACCUGAAGCACGGACGAACUGUGCAUUCCUUGGCUUAUCUCCUGACAUUGUACCGCGUCAAUCUCCGUUAUGUUACUCCCAAAAAUCUUCGGCUGCCCCCAGAUAUCAUAGAUUUUGUGGCUUCCAGAGGAAUAAAGCAGGAGGAAUUUGACAGUCUUGAAGAGGCUCUGCCGGAUACUGAUGUGUUGUACAUGACAAGGAUUCAAAAAGAGCGAUUUUCCUCAGAAGAAGAAUAUGAUGCGUGUUUUGGACAAUUUAUUCUCACUCCUCACAUUAUGACCAAAGGCAAGAAGAAGAUGGUGGUUAUGCAUCCACUGCCCCGAGUUAAUGAAAUUAGUUUGGAGGUGGACUCUGACCCACGGGCAGCUUAUUUCCGCCAGGCUGAGAAUGGGAUGUACGUCAGGAUGGCUCUGCUGGCAACAGUCCUGGGCAAGUUUUAAUGCAGAUAUCUGACUGAAUCAUAUGGAGGCCGCCUAAGGGCAAAUUUAAAAGGACUUGCUGCAGACAAUGCUCAUUUUCACACACUGUGUUUUAGCUUUAAUGCCAGUAAAAAUAGGUUUAAAGGAGUAGCAUUUGUGUGGUAUAUCUACACUAUGAUUUAACAAUUUAUAUUAAAAAAACACCUAAUUCUCUUGACUCAAUUCCUUUAAACCGGAAGUGUGUGUAGUUAUUUUUCCUCUGAUUUCUGACCUUUUCAAAAUCCAUUCAGAUUUACUUGUUAUUGACAAGGAGAGCAGGAAAGGCAGCUUUAUUUCUUGAAACUAAUGUAUUACUGUGACUGGACCGUCUGUUGUUCCCUUCAAAAGAGUUAUUUACACCUGUGAUUGUUAUGGUUCAUUAUAAGUGCCUUAGCCUCAAACUACUGUAUUCCUCAGGUUUAUGAUUCUUCAAAGCAUCAAUUAGAACAAUACAAAGUUGGUUUCCAUGUCGCUGUAAAUACAGAUGCUUAUUCAGUAGAUUUUUUCUAAGAUUUACAGUUUAACCCUUAAACCGAUUUCAUUGCCUACAUCGAAAUCGUAUUACCUGUUCAGCAAACUAGACUAUUCUACUUAAAUUUUAAUAAUAAUAGCAAGUAACUGAUAUAGUGCGUGGUCUUUUUAAACCAUCAAACAACUGCUAUCUUUUUUUAACUAAAAUUAGUUUCAAAAUAGAAACUAAACAAUAGAAAAAUCUGUUUUAUUAACCAUUAAUAGUAAAUUUACUCAAAGGCUUAUUAAAAAUGAGGGCUCUGCUUGUGUAGUUGGAAAGCAUUCUAGCAACUUUGUCUGAUGGCUUUAAUUAGUGUUAGAAUGCUAUAACCCACAUCUUCUGCAGGCUCCAAUGAUGGGUAUUAUAACGUUCUACUUCUGUACUAAAAGAUGUUCCUUUAUGAUGUGGUCUGCUUCGUACAUGAGAAUUUUGAGGCCUGAACACUGCCAUUUGUAUUAAUUAUAUUGCAGUACAAUGUCUGGCUUUGUAAGACUGAAUAAUGAUGGGGCUUCAACUCGUUGAUUUGUGUACUAAAGCUUUUAACUCGCCAACAUAUCAAAUACGCUAAUUGGGACUAAAUUUUCAACACCAGAUCUAUGAAAGCUAUGAAAGUGCUAUCACAAGACUUCCGUAGGAUUGCUGACAACGGUGGGUAACAUUUUGAGUUAUUUCAAUCUGAUUACCUCAAUUCCACAAAAAAUACUGAAGGUAUGUUAUCAACUUUACACAUCACAAUAUCAUUGAUGUAAGAGUAUAAUUUGGGAGUCAUCUAAAUUGGUUUCUACUCGUGUCAGCUCAGCUAUAAUCCCUGAGCACCACUGUAGCUUUAUUAAGUAUUUGUGACAAUAGUUGCUGCAGUUUAUGGAACUGAUGAUUGUGGAACAGUUGAUGGUACAGUCUUCAUUAAAUGAUCUUGUAACAUUCAUUUUGUAAUGUUCAUGUUUUUUGAUAUUUCUUUUCAAUAAAACAACUCUAAACA
Molecule: messenger RNA, 8302 nt
Organism: Callorhinchus milii (elephant shark)
Lineage: Eukaryota; Metazoa; Chordata; Chondrichthyes; Chimaeriformes; Callorhinchidae
Gene: cad
Product: carbamoyl-phosphate synthetase 2, aspartate transcarbamylase, and dihydroorotase
Exons: 44
Coding region: 33-6794 (2253 amino acids)
Biological process (GO): UTP biosynthetic process; L-arginine biosynthetic process; 'de novo' pyrimidine nucleobase biosynthetic process
Cellular component (GO): cytosol; carbamoyl-phosphate synthase complex; cytoplasm
Molecular function (GO): ATP binding; carbamoyl-phosphate synthase (glutamine-hydrolyzing) activity; metal ion binding
Source: RefSeq, a predicted model, not a curated record